GUAAUAUCUUAUAUAUCCUAUAGGGCGACGAAAAAGUUGUCAUUAAUUCAUAAAAUAUUGUGUAUAAAAACAACACAUAACAUUGGAAAAUGUAUCGAACUGACAAACAAUUUAUGAAAAACCCGGCAACUGCCUCCCAACGGAUUUAUAUUGGUGGUCUCCCAACAACAGUGGUAGCAGAUGAUUUAGAACUCAAAUUCAGACAACAUGGUAGAAUAUUGGGAAUCGUUUUACAAAGAGGUUUUGCUUUUAUCCAGUUUGAAACAGAUGAAGAAGCACAAAAUGCAAUUCGAAUGGAGCAAGGAACAAUUAUUCAUGGCAAAAAAAUCAUUGUCAAACCUGCUCUACCUGACAGAAAUAGGGGUAAUUUGAAUACUUCCAAUCCUAACUCAAAACCUCAAGAAUCCCCCAACCAACAGAAGACAGCUCCUAAUAAUCAAAGUAUUGGAAAUGCAAAUACUACUGCUAAAAAGAUUGAGCCUGAAGAUCCUCCAAAAACAAAUCAGCCUCCUGAAGGAGAUGGUAAAUCACCUAGCUAUGAAGAACAAGAGUUAGAAAUGAUUGCUGAAAAAUUUCAAGAAUCAGAUAAGCAACAAGAGUUCCCACCUAAACCCCAAAGUAUUAUUUCAUCAGAAAAUUACGAUGAUGAGGAUUCUAGAGGCCAAAUGCGUAAAAGAGGAAUUAGGGGGAGAAGGGGUAAACCGUGGCAUGAUGAUAGAUUUCUACCUCAUCCACCACCAUUAGAUAGGGAUAGAUUUAUGGGUAAUGUUCCAUAUUGUCCUCCGGAAAGAUACCCUGAAUUUGAUAAGCCAUUGCCUAUGAUGGACAGGCCUGAAAGAAAUGAUUGUGAAAUCAUAGUAGUUUCAAAAAUGUUGACAGAAUAUGCAGAGUAUAUUGAAUCAAGAUUGAAAUCACUUGGACUUAUUGUUGACCUUUUAUUUCCAAACGAGGAUGUUCCAAUAGGUCGUGUACUAGCCAAUAUUUCAAGUCGAGGUUGUUUAUAUGCAAUACUUGUUAUGCCACAAAACAAAGAUAACCAGAGUUUAACAUUGAAUGUGUUACAUGGGAUUCCCCAGGAACAUAGGAAUAUGCCUGUAGAUGAUGCUCUUCUUUUUAUCACUAGAAAUUUUGAAGCAUAUAUGCGUGGUGAAAAAAUUAUAGCUGCAGAUAAUGAAUCUCAAAUGACAAUUUAUGACAAACAUCCCACUGCAAUACAAUUAUUAUUAAAUAUGCUUGCUGAAAAUAGAUUGCUGACCUCUGUUCAGUAUGACAAAGUCUUGAAAUACUUGGAAGAGAGAAGAGAAUUACAAGUACAGUUUGAAUUAAGUGAAGGUAUUGAUGUUGGUACUGGAAAUCAAGUGAAUAAACAAGCGGAAUUACAAAAUCGCAUAAUGAAUAUAUUGAACAAAUCAUCUGAUAAUACUAAAAUUGAAAGUGAGCAAGGUCCUCCUCCUACCUCUUCAACAUCUACCCCACUCCUAAAAGAUCCAACUGUUCAGAAAGCUUUAGACAGCUUACUUUCAGGGGAGAUGUUUAAGAAUAUUGCUACAUGAUAAGCUAUAAUGAUACUUAACCAUAAUUAAACUAGUGUAAUUCGAUAUUUAAAAUAGCACUUGACUUUUUAUGUUAAUCUAUUGAAAAUGUGAAUUUAUAUAUAAGUUUGUUUGCUCCACUAACCUGAAUUUGUAGAGUUCAGAAAUGUUAUGAAAUUUUUGGGAAACUUGAGUUCAAACUAUUAUUAAAGUGGGUUUAUGCAGAGUUUGUAAUACCUAAGAAAGAAACCAAUAUAAUUGGGAGACACAUAGGUCUGAGUUCUAGGAAAUUUGCAUAAAUCCCACAUCAGAGUAGUUAUAUAUUCUAACUCUACUAGUUUGCAAUUGAUCUAUAAAAAAACUAUUUAUAUAUUCAUAUCAAUUUUUAACAUAAAUUUGAUGUAAUUUAAUCAGACGAUUGAAGAAAAACCAAGACUAUAUUAGUGAUACUAUUUGAGAGUCAUCUUAAGUGCAGUUUCUGUUCGUAGGAACUUCUAUUCUAAGAUUUCACUCAAGUAGUAAUGAUUUUUGACGUCUUUUCCUACCCUUCAAAAAAUAUAUAUCAUAAAUUCAAUAGAAAUGCAAAUCAUUUUGAAUUUCAAUGUAGAUAUUUUAUUUCAACUCGAAUUAUACUGGUCAAGAAGGUAAAUAAAGAGCAUGGACAUCUACUAUAAUCAGUUUUUGUAUUCAUGAAUAAAGACAUACAUUCUAUAAUUGAG
This is a messenger RNA of Coccinella septempunctata (seven-spotted ladybird), 2251 nucleotides long. RefSeq names its product nuclear receptor coactivator 5 (gene Neos). Gene Ontology annotation, molecular function: RNA binding. Bases 90 to 1553 code for a protein of 487 amino acids. The record is from RefSeq and is a predicted model, not a curated record. The transcript has a single exon. Lineage: Eukaryota; Metazoa; Arthropoda; Insecta; Coleoptera; Coccinellidae.